UUCGUUCGAUUCUGACAGGCAGCUGAUUCAGAUUUUUUCGCUCUCGCGUUGGCAGCACGCCAAGAUCGGUCGUCAGGAUCCCAUAAAAUCGCAGAAGCAGAGAAUCUCGCGGACGUUUUUCGUUUGAGUUCGGUGUUCGAUUUUACGUACGUUGUUCCGGGGGUACCGUUCGAUUCGUGUCCGUACGGCACCGGGAAGGUUUCAGCACACUAUUCUGGCUAGAGCCCUGGUGAACCCAAACCCGAUGUUGACACGUGUUUGAGGUUAGGAUUCUCUUUCUUCGGGUUGGGAAGAGAAGAAAAAAAAAGGUCGAACAAACGCAGCAGGAUCGAAAAUAAGAACGUAAAAGGAGCGUUCGCGUGGUUAUAUAAAAAGUAUCUGGACGAGCGGAAGCGGAAAGGCAUCGCGUGACGCUUUACGAAAUGGCAACCGGAGAACGGAUACUGACGGUCGCCCUGCGUACCAACUACGACAUUCACCGGCAGGAGGAGGCCGAGGAGAAGUGGGAAUGUUUGCUAUACUUGCACGAUACCAAACCGAUUGACCCGGAGUGUCCUCCGACGAAGGCGGAGUUGGAAGCUGCAGGACUUUUGCCAGCCCAGCAGGACCGUCAGAAAACGCCUGAGGAACAAGGGAAAGAGAAGCCGGGAAGAUUGUUCGAUAAAUUGUUCAAGCUCGAUGUCGAUUAUCUGAAGAGCCUGGAUCCGAAGGAUUGGAAGAAUCAGGAUCACUAUGCCGUGCUUGGGCUGAAGGAUAUGAGAUUCGAAGCUACGGAGGACGACAUAAAGAGAGCGUACCGUAAGAUUGUGCUGAAGCACCAUCCGGAUAAACGAAAAGGCCAAGGGCAGGAUGUGAAAGCGGAUGAGGAUUACUUCCAUUGCAUCACGAUGGCCUACGAAACUUUGGGAACUUUGAAAAAUCGUCGUGCUUUCGAUUCUGUGGAUCCGGAAUUUGACGAUGCGCUGCCAACGCAGAGCGAAGUUAAAAAGGAUUUCUUCGAAGCGUUGAGAGAUGUUUUCAAGAAGAAUUCCCGCUGGAGUGAGUCCAGAAAGGCUGUUCCGCAGCUUGGCGAUGAGAAUACGGAGCGAUCAAAGGUGGAAGACUUUUACGAUUUUUGGUAUAACUUUUCGAGUUGGAGAGAAUUUAGCUAUUUGGACGAAGAGGACAAGGACAAGGGACAGGACCGUGACGAGCGGCGUUGGAUCGAGAAGCAGAACAAGGCGAUCAGAUUGCAGCGCAAGAAGGAGGAAUCCGCAAGAAUCCGUACUUUGGUUGAUUUGUCUUACAACAACGAUCCACGGGUAGUCAAGUUCAAGAAGGAGGACAAGGACCGAAAGUUGGCAGCUAAGCGGGCAAAGCAGGAUGCAUACCAGGCCCAGAAGGCAGAGGAAGACCGACUAGCGAAGGAGGCAGCGUUGGCAAAACAGAAGGCAGCUGAGGCAGAACAGAAACGCAUCGAAAACAUUCAAAUCGAGAAGGAAAAGAUGAAGCGUGCCUUAAAGAAGGAACGAAAGAUCCUUCGGGAUGCUGCCAAGGCAAAGGAUUACUUCACAAGUGACGACAAGGAACGAUUGAAGCAUCUGGAAGGCGUGGAGAAGCUCUGCGAAACGUUGAAGCUGCCAGAGCUACAGGAGUUCAACAAGGAGCUUGCUUCAGGUGGCCGCAAUGUCUUCGUCAAGGCUCUCGAAGAGCUGGAAAAGAAAUUGGAGGAGGAACGUCGUGCUCAAUCGUCUCAGAGCCAUUCGAUUCCGAACAAUGCCGGCCUGAAAAUUGUUGACCGUAAGGCCCUUUGGAGCCACGAUAAUGUCCAGCUGUUAAUCAAGGCCGUAAAUCUUUUCCCGGCCGGAACCAUCUCCCGCUGGGAGGUCAUUGCAAAUUAUCUCAACCAGCACGGAACCAAUUUGGGCGAUAUGAAAUUCUACGCUAAGGACAUCCUGAACAAGGCCAAGGAACUGCAGAGCGGUGACUUCUCCAAGAGCGAUCUCAAAACGGUCGUCAAUCAGCAAGCUUACGAAUCGUUCGAAAAAGCUAGGAAGGACCUGAAAAAGGUAGACAAGGCCGAUAUCAGUCAAAAGGACGAUGAAGCCCCAGCGAAAACGAACGGAACCCAAGAGGUAAAGAUGAAUGGUAUUCAUGAGCCGUCCGAGGAAAAGGAGAACAUCAGCAAACCACAAAAACCGGCCAAGAAAGAAGCUCAACCGGUGAAGGCAAAGGAAAGGGCAUCACCUGCGCCUGCGCCAGCGCCAGCACCAGAGGUAGCCCCUGUUCUGGAGUCCGCACCAGCAGCCAAGGAGAGCAAGAAGGACAAAAAGGAGAACAAAGUGUGGAGCAAGGAGGAACAGGCGCUCCUGGAGCAGGCUAUGAAGACUUACUCGGUUUCCACUCCGGAUCGGUGGGAUCGGAUAGCGGAGUGCAUCCCGAACAGGACGAAGAAGGAUUGCCUGCGACGAGUCAAGGAGCUGGUCGAUUUGGUCAAUGCGAAGAAGGAAGCCCAACAGAGUGUUGCCGGCAAAUAGUAGAAGUGAGCGAGCGACCGAGCAGGGAACGCGAGAGCGAAGACCAGCUAAUUAACUGCUCCGGGGCUAAACCUCAUCGAUUUGAUUCAUACUAUUACUACAAAACAUCUCUGCGAUUAUUAUCUUACGUUUUAGGUCUUGUAAAUAAUGUCUCUUAACAGGAAAAAUUAUUAAAAAGUGCUAGGAAGAACACUGAAA
Messenger RNA from Ochlerotatus camptorhynchus, 2714 nucleotides. RefSeq names its product dnaJ homolog subfamily C member 2. Gene Ontology annotation, molecular function: Hsp70 protein binding; ribosome binding. The coding region runs from base 423 to 2516 and encodes 697 amino acids. The transcript has 2 exons. The record is from RefSeq and is a predicted model, not a curated record. Gene Ontology annotation, cellular component: cytosol. Lineage: Eukaryota; Metazoa; Arthropoda; Insecta; Diptera; Culicidae. Gene Ontology annotation, biological process: regulation of translational fidelity; 'de novo' cotranslational protein folding.